Molecule: messenger RNA, 1158 nt
Organism: Parascedosporium putredinis
Lineage: Eukaryota; Fungi; Ascomycota; Sordariomycetes; Microascales; Microascaceae
Source: the annotation of a GenBank genome assembly
AUGGAUCCGCCGCCGACCUCGACGGCGCUCCGCAUAAAACGCCCGAAGAAGGUCAUUGACGAAGAUACCUACACGGAUGCGCUUUCCAAGAUUAUCGCCCGCGACUUCUUCCCCGGUCUUCAAGAGACCGAAGCUCAGCACGAGUACCUCGAUGCCCUCGAAUCGAAGAACACAUCAUGGAUCAUCAACGCUGAUCAACGCCUACGCGAGGCCUUGACCCCUGCGAGGCGUGCAACCCCGCACCGUCGACGGCCGCCGGUGCCGGACGUCAAUACCAACGUCACUCUCGGCAAAUUCCAGUCGACGUACACCAGCGAGGACAACGAGAGUUUUUACAAGCUUUUGGACAAGCAGAAUCAGAAGCAAGCGGAUAAAAACGGUUGGAUCUGGAACGAGAAUAAGCUCCCAUCGAAGCAGAUGCUCAAGCAGCGCGAGAUCAACGACAGGCUUUUGACCGAAGGCAAGGAAGAGAUUCGGAACUCGGAUAACAGACCGGCACGUCCGGACAGCUGGAAAUUGGAACCCAGAAAUUCUCUCAUGUUCAUCCCUGAGGGUGUGGACGAUAACUAUCAGACCCCGACAGCGAGAGCCGAGGCCGCAUCGGCGAAACGGCUCGUUUACGAAAAUACCAGGGCGCCUCAUCCCAUCAUCCCCGCGAGGCCAAGCUCCCCUACUCUUUCCGCCAUCCGAGAUGCCGUCCACGGAGAAGUGAGGGAGGUGUUUAAAACGGACAGCAUCCUUACGGGCGGGAACGAAACGCCUCGGGUCAACGGCUACACAUUCGUGGACGACGAGGACGAGCCGGCCGUGCCCGAGGUGUCUAUACCGGUGAUAGACCUCGGGCCGGGCGAUGCAACGCCGAACCCUUUCAAGAUUCAGGACAAGAGGAAACGGGAGGCGCUGCACCACAAGAUGGUGGAGCGCAUCUCCCAAUCGAGACGCGAAGCCUCGCGGAACGGUUUCACGGGCAAGGCGGAAAGAACCCCGGUUCCAAAGUUCCCCUCUAGUCCCCGAGUUUCAGGCGGGCUAACUCCCGCUGCUCAGAGGCUUCUAAGUCGCGUCGGCAGCAAGACACCCAAGGGUGCCUCAAGCCCCUUUGGCUCAAGCACUCCCUUGAAAAAGAGCUCUCACUUGAGGUCCUCGACCAAGCCUACCUAA